UUCAAGGAGAUAAGUUUCGCGUACGAAAUUUUAUCCAAUCCAGAGCGGCGCCGUAGAUAUGACAUUGGUGGGCUAGACGCCAUCAAAGAAGGUGGAGGUGGAGGCGGAUUUGGUGGCGACCUGUUUUCUCAUAUAUUUGGUGACGAUGACGACUCACCUUUCAGCGGGUUCUUCGGGAUGGGUGGUGACGAACUCGGCGGAAGUUCAGAUACUGUGUACUGUGUAUCCCUUGAGUGUUACAUUGGAAGAAGUCUAUAUAUGGUAAAACAUCGAAGCUUCGAUUAUCAAAAGAAGGCGCUGUGCACGAAAUGCAAAGGAACUGGUGGAAAAACUGGGCAAUCUUACGAAUGUCACUCUUGUCGUGGUCGAGGAGUAAAGAAUCUUGUACAGCAAAUUGGUCCAGGAAUGGUUCAGCAAAUGCAAGUCAGAUGUAACGACUGUGGAGGGGAAGAAGAAUGA
Messenger RNA from Ostertagia ostertagi, 459 nucleotides. NCBI's taxonomy places the organism in Eukaryota, Metazoa, Nematoda, Chromadorea, Rhabditida, Trichostrongylidae. The record is from the annotation of a GenBank genome assembly.